Molecule: messenger RNA, 3517 nt
Organism: Ornithorhynchus anatinus (platypus)
Lineage: Eukaryota; Metazoa; Chordata; Mammalia; Monotremata; Ornithorhynchidae
Gene: MGAT1
Product: alpha-1,3-mannosyl-glycoprotein 2-beta-N-acetylglucosaminyltransferase
Exons: 4
Coding region: 903-2261 (452 amino acids)
Biological process (GO): protein N-linked glycosylation
Cellular component (GO): Golgi apparatus
Molecular function (GO): alpha-1,3-mannosylglycoprotein 2-beta-N-acetylglucosaminyltransferase activity
Source: RefSeq, a predicted model, not a curated record
GUGGCGCCGGAUGGCUCCGGGUGUGGGGGUGGGUUGUGGCUGGACUGUGUGGGGAAGGGACGGGGUAGAGGGAGCCGGAACAGCGGCAUGAAGACGCUUCCCAUCCUCAGCCCCCACUCCCCCCGUCCGGGGCGAGGGGCAGCGAUCAGGUAAUAGGGACCACAUUGGCCCCGAAGGCUUGGCCAGCUGAUGCCCUGCAGGGAGAAGACAGACAGGCCGCUUGUGGAAGCAGCAGGCGCUCGGUGGCUGAAGAGAGGAAGAUGGGAUAGGCCAGGCCCGACUCAGUCUCUCCACCCAGUUCCACGGUUAACAUGAUGACUGGCUGAAUGUGCCCGACUUCUGAGAGGAAAACUGAAGCCCGCAGAGUGGGGGGGAGGGGUUUUGUGCCACACCCCUUCCCCCCCAGGACUCCUCCCCUCCGGUCCCCCCUUCCCAUCUGCGAGUACACUCCUUCUCGAACUUUGGACUUUGGUAAAGGAGCAGCAGGGAGAGCAACAGGCCACAUUGUUUGGUGCAGAUGGGUUCAGUUCCUACUUCUCUGGGAAGAAGAGAGCUUGUGAGGAUCCCAGAACCCCAGACGAAGAGGAUCCAGGCGGCGAAUGCAGAGAAGCGGCCCACAAUCUAGGCUCACAGUCUAAGGAGGAGGAGCAGGAGAAGCAGUGUGACCUAGCGAGAAGCAGCAUCAUCAUCAACUGCCGUCGAGUCGUUUCCGGUUCAUAGCGACUUUUAUGGAUUUGUCCAGAGAGUUUUCUUGGUCCAUGGCUGCUGUCUGAGCCCGAGUCUAGGCGGAACCCCCUCAGACGGAGGGCGGGGGGUGCCGAGCAGAGGAAGAGCGGCGGGAGGCCCCCUCUCCCUAGCUGCCAUCCCCGCGCCACACUCCCCGCCCCGGCCGCGGGGCCAGGAUGCUGAAGAAGCAGCCUGCGGGGCUGGUGCUGUGGGGCGCCAUCCUCUUCGUGGCCUGGAACGCCCUGCUCCUCUUCUUCUUCUGGACCCGUCCACCCCCCGGCGGCCUCGCCCCGGCCGCCCCCUUCGCCGACGACCCUGCCAGUUUAACCCGCGAGGUGAUCCGUUUGGCCCAGGACGCCGAGGUGGAGCUGGAGCGCCAGCGGGGGCUGCUCCAACAGAUCCGGGAGCACAGUGCGCUGUGGAGCCGGCGGCGGGCUGGGGCGGCGGCGGAGGCUGAGGCCACGGCAGGCAGCCCCCCUGCCCACCCGCCCACCACCCCAGCCCCUCCCGCCCUCCCGGUGCUGGUGAUCGCCUGCGAUCGCAGCACGGUCCGCCGCUGCCUGGACAAGUUGCUCCACUACCGACCCUCGGCCGAGCGCUUCCCCAUCAUCGUCAGCCAGGACUGCGGGCACGAGGAGACGGCCAGGGUCAUCGCCUCGUACGGCGACGCAGUCGUGCACAUCAAGCAGCCGGACCUGGGCGACCUCCCCGUGCCCCCCGAGCACCGCAAGUUCCAGGGCUACUACAAGAUCGCGCGCCACUAUCGCUGGGCCCUGAGCCAGAUCUUCCACACCUUCAAGUACCAGGCGGCCGUGGUGGUGGAGGAUGACCUGGAGGUGGCCCCGGACUUCUUUGAGUACUUCCAGGCCACCUACCCGCUGCUGCGGGCCGACCCCUCACUCUGGUGCGUGUCGGCCUGGCACGACAACGGCAAGGAGCAGAUGGUGGACGCGGCCCGGCCCGACCUGCUCUACCGCACGGACUUCUUCCCCGGCCUGGGCUGGCUCCUGCUGGCCGAGCUGUGGGAUGAGCUGGAGCCCAAGUGGCCCCGGGCUUUCUGGGACGACUGGAUGCGUCGGCCCGAGCAGCGGCGGGAGCGGGCCUGCCUGCGGCCCGAGAUCUCGCGGACGCUCACCUUCGGCCGCAAGGGGGUCAGCCACGGGCAGUUCUUCGACCAGCACCUCAAGUUCAUCAAGCUGAACCAGGGCUUCGUGCCCUUUUCCCAGCUGGACCUGUCCUACCUGCAGCAGGAGGCGUACGACCGGGACUUCCCUGCCCGGGUGUACGCCGCCCCUGUGCUGCGGGUGGAGGACCUGCAGGGCAACCGGCAGCGGGAGCUGGGGGAGGUGCGCGUGCAGUACACCAGCCGGGACAGCUUCAAAGCCUUUGCCAAAGCCCUGGGGGUCAUGGAUGACCUCAAGUCGGGUGUCCCCCGGGCUGGCUACCGGGGCAUCGUCAGCUUCCUCUUCCGGGGCCGCCGGGUGUACCUGGCCCCGCCGGAGGACUGGGCCGGCUAUGACCCCAGCUGGAGUUAGCUGUGGGGGGAGGCCCACCUCGCCUUCCUCCCCCACCUCCCCCUGCCGCGGGAAGAGCCGGAACCCUGGGUUGGAUAUCCUCCUUCUCCUCUUCCUCCUCCUCCUCCUCGGUUCUGUUUUCUCAUCCUUAUCGUUGCUGUAUUUCUCCACCCUUUCCGAGUGGCAUUCGAGUGCGUCUUCUCCAGGUUGCGGGCAGGGAGGGGUGGGGGCCACGUCGUCAGGACAGACUUGUGGAGCCACAGGCCAGAGCUCAUCUAAUGGGGACGGAGGAUCCUGCUGGCUUGCAGCCAGGGAGGCAGGGCCCAUCCUUCGUGCUCUGGGGUAUCGUCUGUUUCCACUCCCUGCCUGAGAACCUGCACCCUCUCCCCCCAAGGGCCGGCAGGGAGGGGGCUAACAGCCCUGCUCUCUCCCUCCAGCCUCCCCUCUGGGGUUCCCCUCAGCAGUCCUGUCCCUCUUGUCCUGGGUCCACCCCAUCCCCUGGCGCUGGGAGGCAGAGCUGCUUGGGCUCCCACCCCCAGAGCCUGGGGACCGUGAUUGUGGCCAAAACAAGACACCAAAGGGAAGUUGGGCUUGGGUUGUUCAAUGUUGUCAUUUUUCUUUCUCAUCUCUCUCUUAAGUCUCUUACCAUCACCUGCGUGUUUUGAGGUCUCCUCUUUUUUCUCUUGCUCCAACCGGAGCCUCACCUUUGUUUCUCUACCCCUGCCCCCCCACCCCUGCUUCGGUCAGGCUCCCUCUGGCUUUAAAGAAAAGAAAUUUGGGGGUGGGAAGAGUCUUUCCAGUCUCUGGUGUGAUGAGGGGAGGGGUGAAGAUAAGGAUAUUUUCAUCUGUCUCAGUUCCUCCCAGUUGCUUCUGACAAGACUGGAUGGUGACUCUGGCCAAGCCUGGGGAAGAGGAACCAGAAUCCUCUCCCCUUCCCCCCUCAACAUACACACUCCCACCCCCUCCAACCUCUUCCUCAGAAGACUGGGUCUGAGACACUUUAGACGUUCACUCUAGGAGCUGCUUCCUCUUCUGGGACUGACGUGGCUUGACUUUUCUCCCCCAGCAGUGGAAUACUGAGAAGUGGGGAAUGGCCAUCUGCAGCACCCCUCCCCCCCAAAGACCUGAACCCAGCAGACCAGGGGGUGCCUACUGGGCUAAUGGGGGGGCAGCUCAUGUCUAUUUUUUUUUGUUUCUUUCCUUCCAGACCUUGACUCCAUGGAAGAAAAUUUGAAGGUGCAGAAUUAUUUUCCACAAUAAAAUAAAGGCCAACCUAA